UAACAUGUCCAUCCAUUCUGUUCCCCCUCCACAUAACCCUGUCUUCCAGCCCCCACACCCCUCUUACACUGCCCCAUCCAACCCCCACAGUCAGCCCUCAACUUCCCAGCCCUCCACCUCCCGUGCGCCUCCUCCUUAUCGCUCCCUGCCUGUCCACACCCCUUCAAACCUUCCAUUGAGCCAUCCUGUGACGCCCCAGCCCUGCCCAUCUACACUAGCACCAUCUCACCCCUCCCUGAAUAUACAUAAUUCACCAUUCUGUCUUCCAUCGAACCCUGCCCAGCCAUCACUUGUCCCUGCACUUCAUGUCCAAUCAGCGUUGGUCCCCACAACACAUGCCCAGCUAUCCCCUGUUCAGCCUCCAACUUCUCCAUCUCUCCAACCACUGAUCGAAGCCACACCGAGACUUUAUGGUAUGUUCAAGGCAACUCCUCCACCUGGACCUGGACGAUCUCGGAGAGGUAAGGAUGGAAAGUCCUGGACAUUCCACUCAUACUCACCUGUAGAGAUCUGCCUCCCACCUUCUGGCUCCUCCUCUCCUGCAGCCGUAGCUCAGCAUCAGAAUAGGAACUUUCCAGAAUCGCAGCUACUGUGGAUCCUCCAUCAGCCUCCCUCUGUAAACCCCAUCCCUGUUCUCCCGGUUAAAGCACUAGCAGACUCCCCCUGUGAUAGAAGCCUGCCUCCUACUGGUCUGGCAGACCCUGACCUAAACUCUCAGGCCAGGGAGAACGAGCCUACUUCUACUGUCACUGAAUUGGAGACUGACACAGAGGCAGACAGUGCUAUCGAGUUGGAGGUCCCGUCAGCCUGGGGUGAUAGAAAGGCAGCUGCCUGCUCAGACAGUACUUCUUCAGAUCUGCCUUUCACAGGGACUUUGUCUACUGAGAGGACCUCUAAUCAUCUCUCUCACAGUGUCUUAACCCACACCCACCACCCCAAAGAAGAAACUGACAUGGACCCUAACAGUAAACCCUGUUCUGUGGGUAGGACCCGUACCUCCCCCCACAACAAUAAAAAGAUGGCUUAUGACCAACAACAUGAGGACGCUAAGGCUAUCAGGUCACUUCAUCGGCAUGUGAAUAACUGGAGAACUGAGCUGCCAACACGCAUUAGAGUGCUACUGGAGGGCCCCUCUCCAAGCCCCAACAGGACAGGUUCGGUGGAGGGCCCCUCUCUAAACCCCACCAGGACAGGUUCGGUGGAGGGCCCCUCUCCAAACCCCACCAGGACAGGUUCGGUGGAGGGCCCCUCUCCAAACCCCACCAGGACAGGUUUGGUGGUGGCCACUGAAAUGCCAACCAGGCAACCCAAUAACACCGAGCCACCGAGCUUGACCAAUGGCAUCAAUGUUAACAACUCAAGGUACUGGCAACCAAGGGUCUUGAUGUUUCAGCUACCCAUCUCCACCCCCACUCCUGGAGGCGCUCUUCCUCAGUUCCUGCUCGUCCAAGGGGCCAGCAAAGAUGAGAUUAUUCUGCAAGAGAUUGCAGAAGACCACCAGUCCCAUGGCGAUGACAUCACACCACCAGAGUCAGACAACCUCCUCUGGACUAAGGCCCUGUCUUCCCCAGAGAGUCCCCCACUGCUCCAGUAUGUGACCUGUGCGGCCUGCCACACUGUUGGCGGUUCUCUAUUCUGUGUGGAGUGUGGGAGGGGCUACCACCAAGAUUGUCAUAUCCCACCCAUUGGUCCUUCCUUCUGGGAGGAGUGGAAGUGUUCACUUUGUCAGGACCUGGCUGACACCACAGACCCCUACAGUGAUGACAGGCACAGGACUAUGUGCCUCAGCCUAGCAGACCAGAGGAAAUGUGAGCAUCUCCUACUCUUUCUAAGGUGUGAGAAUGACAGAAACAUCCUUUGCAGCACGGCUGAGCCCCCCUCAGAUUCAAUAUGUCUUGACUCCAUACAUGGAAGGCUGCUACAACAUCGAUCACCCCCUUACCGUACCCCCUCCGAAUUUGUCUCUGAUGUCUGGGUCCUUUUCGACACCAUGUUGAUGAACUCAAAGGACCAGGAGUUGGUUGUCACGCUACGGGGCAGCUUUCAGAGGAAGUUAGGGGAAGUGUUUGGGACAGCUCUCCACCCCUCCCUCCUCAGGCACCCCAAUAGCAGCUGGACUGAGACUGGGGAACCUGAGGAACCAACAGCUGCAGAGUCUCUGAAGAGGAUGAGGGAGUUGCUGAAUAUGACCAAUAUGACCAAAGUGCCAAAAGCUAAGAAACAUCACUCCCAGGUCAGAGUUGAAACAGAUGAAAAUGAAACUAAUGUGAAAAAAAUUAAAAAAGAUGCAGACUGAAUAA
Molecule: messenger RNA, 2300 nt
Organism: Oncorhynchus gorbuscha (pink salmon)
Lineage: Eukaryota; Metazoa; Chordata; Actinopteri; Salmoniformes; Salmonidae
Product: mucin-5AC-like
Exons: 6
Coding region: 5-2296 (763 amino acids)
Biological process (GO): regulation of transcription by RNA polymerase II
Cellular component (GO): nucleus
Molecular function (GO): DNA-binding transcription factor activity, RNA polymerase II-specific
Source: RefSeq, a predicted model, not a curated record